Molecule: messenger RNA, 930 nt
Organism: Didymodactylos carnosus
Lineage: Eukaryota; Metazoa; Rotifera; Eurotatoria; Philodinida; Philodinidae
Source: the annotation of a GenBank genome assembly
AUGACUGGUAGCAGUGAAUAUCAUGGAGUAAUAGGCGUAGAUCGUAUUCAUGGUAAAAUUGAUGAAGAUCUUUUGUUGUGUUCAAUAUGUCAUAACGUUCUUUGGAACCCCGUAGCAUGUAAAUCGUGUGAAAAUGCAUUUUGUACACUAUGUAUUCAUACAUCUUUAAAAGAAAAAAAUAAUUAUUGUCCAUUUAAUUGUUAUUUUGAAGAACGUAAAUGUCCACCAUGUAUAUCAAUAUUAUUAUCAAAAUUACAAAUUGAUUGUUGUUAUAAAUUGAAUGGUUGUACAACCAUUGUCUCAUAUGAAAGAUUAGAUGAACAUGAAGAAGAAUGUAAUUAUCAGCCGUUGGAAUGUGAAAAAUGUCAUAAACAAAUGUUAAAACAAGAUUUUGAACAACAUCAACAAGAAUGUGAAUUGAUCGAUCUUACUUGUAAUGAGUGCCAUGUAAUUUAUAAACGCAAAGAUUUAAAUCAGCAUACAGAAAUUGAAUGUUUACAAAAUCAGUUUGAACAACAACAACAGAUGAUUGAAAAGAAAAUGAAUGAAAAUGAAGAUAUUGUGAAAAAUAUGGAAAAAGAAACACAACAUCUAGUGCAGAGUCAAAUGACUACGAUGGAUACAAAAUUAGAAUUAGUUGAUGAAAUACUACGAAUGGAACAUGAAACACAACAAAAUGAAUUUGAACAAAAAUUUCAAACUCAACAAGAUCUGUUUGAUGAAAAACAAAAAUUAAUGGAAAAGAAACUAAAUGAAAAUGAUGAAAAAUAUAAUAUGAUGCUCGAAAAUAUAGAAGAAGAAAUUCAACAAAUAAGACUUUUAAAAAAUGAUAGUAAUGCUAAUGAAAAUGGUACUAAUGCUAAACUAUGUAAAGUAGAUCUAGAUAAGCUGUCGAAAUCAGUGAGAUAUGCCGGUAAUCCAAGAUUUUAG